AAAGGGAGCAGUAGUGCAGUACCACCAAAAUCUGUAGUAGAUUGUGCCAAAGAAAUCUCCCUCUCUCUCUUUGAUUAGUCAGCCGAGAAAUUGAUUUAUAUAGACAGCCAUUUGGCGCCUAAGAAGUUAGAGCAGAGCAGAGUUAAAAAUGAAGAGGAAUCCCAUCUCUACAACACACCUCUUAAUCUUAUCCGUCUUUUGCAUCAUCGUCUCUGUAACAAUUGGCGUCGCGUAUGGCAGGGUACCGAAUCCGGCAGGCUUCAAAAUCCGAGCAGUGAACCUUGGAGGAUGGCUGGUCACGGAAGGCUGGAUCAAACCUUCUCUCUUCGACGGCAUACCCAACAAAGAUUUCUUGGACGGAACCGAACUUCAGCUGAGAUCAGUCACCGUCGGGAAGUACCUGUGCGCAGAGAACGGCGGCGGGACUAUCAUUGUCGCAAACAGAACAUCGGCAUCUGGGUGGGAGUCGUUCAGACUGUGGAGAAUCAACGAGACGAGUUUCAAUCUGAGGGUGUUCAACAAGCAAUUCAUGGGGCUCGGUGGUGGGGAUGGAAACAAGGUUGAGAUUGUGGGGAUCUCCGAGACGGCCGGAGAAUCCGAGACGUUUGAGAUCGUGAGGAGGGAGAGCGACCCAAGUCGGGUUCGGAUCAGAGCCGCUUCGAAUGGGCUGUUUCUGCAAGUGAGGAGCGAGGAACUGGUGACGGCGGACAGUUCAGGGGCUGGGGAUUGGGGAGACGACGAUCCCUCGGUUUUCGCGAUGACAAUAUCUGGGAGAUUGCAAGGAGAGUUUCAGGUCACCAAUGGCUACGGUCCAAGUUUGGCGCCGCAAGUUAUGAGGGAACAUUGGAACACAUUCAUAGUGGAAGAGGAUUUUAAGUACAUAUCCGAGAAUGGGAUAAAUGCGGUGAGAAUACCAGUGGGUUGGUGGAUAGCCAGUGAUCCGAACCCGCCUCCACCCUUCGUAGGCGGCUCCUUGCAAGCCUUGGACAACGCCUUCUCUUGUGCACAGUAACUACCCUCUCAACCUUUAUAUUUUUACAUAUUGCAUAUAAACAUAAAUGAGCAUAGAUAAUUAAAGUUGAAGGUGUUAAUGAUACAAAUUAGUUCUUUUCUAUAUUAAAUACUUCAACGUAGUUUAGUUAUGUUAUGUACCAAUCACACCUUUUUUUUAGGGUCAAACAUCUUAGUUUGGCAACACUUUACACUAAAAAAUUACUUUGGCUGAACUUUUUGAAAUCUCUAAUAUGUCUAAACUUCCAAAAUAAUUAUCCCACUUUGCCUGACUUUUUGGUUGACCGUUGGAAGGUCAAUAUCUCGACCCUUAGUGGGUCACUCUCUAUAACUUAGGUGGAUGCCAUAUCAACUAAAAUUUUAAAUUAGAUUUUAAAGAUAAUAUAAAAAAAUUCAUAUAUUUUAGUAAAUAUCAUAAAAUAAAAAAUAUUAAAAAAUAAAACAUUGACACAUUG
Molecule: messenger RNA, 1466 nt
Organism: Linum trigynum
Lineage: Eukaryota; Viridiplantae; Streptophyta; Magnoliopsida; Malpighiales; Linaceae
Source: the annotation of a GenBank genome assembly